Molecule: messenger RNA, 1149 nt
Organism: Oikopleura dioica
Lineage: Eukaryota; Metazoa; Chordata; Appendicularia; Copelata; Oikopleuridae
Source: the annotation of a GenBank genome assembly
AUGAGAGCAGUUUUAUUGGCUCUCGUGCUCUCAAUUUUCGACAAAACCAACUCAGCCGCCAUCGAUGAAGAUUUUGGAAAGUUUUUCAACGGCGCAAGGCCUUUCAGACGUUCUGAAAAUGCGAAAAUUUCAGACCUGGCCAAAGGCACUGCUCCGGCAUUUCUCCUUCAUCUUUACGAAAAGCUCAAAUCGCUGGACGAGGAUUCGCAACAAAAGCUCCUCGCCGAUGGGAACACCGUCCGCGCCGUUUACCCAAUAGAAGAUGCUGAAGGCAGGUGGAUCUUUGACGUUUCGGCUUUGCCGGAGAACGAGAAAGUCGUGACAUCCGAGUUCCGGGCGGUAUUAGGACCCGGCCCUCAGAAACACAUGAACAUACGACACACAGCUACAGUAUCUGUCCUCCAACUCAGCAUUUCUCAAAAACCGACGAGAUUUUUACCAGAAAAUUUCACAAAAACAAAGUCAUCAACUGUCAUUCCUCGAUCUGAUGUUUGGACGAGUGCACUUUUCAAACGCCUUAUUCACGAAGCAGUUGAUGAGAACACAUAUCUUCAGCUUGAUAUUGAUAGUUUACCUGAAAAUCAAGACUUCAUGCCGAUAUUGGUCCUCUACUGCAACGACAUCGACCAAAAUGUGCCGGAAAAGAUGGCAGAGCCACUUGACAGUCUUCUAAGAAAAAGAAGAGAGACAACAUCUUUUCCUUUGAGCACGGAAGAAGAGCAAAAGACGCGCCGAAAACAACGAAGAGAACGAAAAUGUAAAAAGCGAAAGAAUACUCGUAGAAAGUCCUGCUCAAAGAAACAUUCAAGAAAAUUGUCAGAAAAAAUGAAGAAGAGAAAGUGCCAGAGAAAGAGUCUUCAUAUCGACUUCAAUGAAAUCGGCUGGAAUAGCUGGAUUAUUGAGCCAAAAAGCUUCGAUGCAUUCUAUUGUGCUGGCCAAUGCGGCUAUCAUGAGAUGCUGAGCUCGAAGAAAUCAAACCACGCAUUUCUCCAAUCAAUCAUGAACAGAUACGAGCCAGAAGUGCCCCUGCCCUGCUGCGUUCCAGACAAACUCGCUCCUCUGAGCAUUUUAUACAACGAAGAGAGCUCGCAACACGUCGUUCUCAAAGUCUAUCCAAAUAUGUCCGUACUUUCGUGCUCGUGUAGAUGA